AUGAUCUAUAACAAAAUAACUCCGUUGGUUUUGAACGCGUUAUGGCUAGUACUUUUCCCUGUCGUUGUUGCACACAACCAUGGCCAAGGCACAGGCAAGAUGGAGAUGGGAAUAGACCACGGCAGCAACACAACACAACCACCCAAACACCAAAACUAUCCUGAUACUUACUUUGCCCAUCCCGAGCAUUCUGGAACCAUUUACACACACAUUGCCUUGAUGGUUAUUUCUUGGGUAUUCAUCCUCCCCAUCGCUGUCAUGUUAUCGCUGGCACGUUCUCGCUUUACUUUGCCUGCACAAUUCGUCUUCCUAGCUUCAAAUACUCUGGGAGUCUUUCUAGGCGUCAUCUACAACACCCAGACCCCAGACUUGUAUCCUGGUAAUGCGCACCACAAUAUUGGCUGGGUUGUGACCUGGGUUAUCUGCGCCCAGGUGCUUGUGAGUGCUGUGGGUCACAUUGCCGGUACUCUCCGAGGGAAUGGAGGGAAUGGAAGCAGCAACGAGGAACAUUAUUUCUUACCUGUACCAAACCCAGAGUCCGAAUUAACUUUUAACAGUGGCUACCACGACGACCGUCCAUACCGUACUUCCGAUGUCACCGGACGAGGCACCGAGCCAGACAGCCCUUCGCUACAGAGUGACUCGGUAUCGACGCUCAAUGGUAUGGGAUCGCCUCUGCAGUACCCCGGGAAAGAAUACGAAGACAACCAAGACUCGGAAGCGCCUUCAUUGUCAUCCACUGUACCUCAGGGAACUUUAGCCCGUCAUGUGUCCAAGGUUGCAAUAUCAAGAGUCUGGAAGUACCUCGACAUUGGCCAUAAGGUGGUUGAUCGCAUUAUUCUUCCUUUCGGCUCCAUCGCGAUUGCCACUGGAAUAGCCACUUUUGGCCGCUUUUUUGAAGGAGAGGGAAUUUUCAAUGGCUUGGCGCACUGGAUCAAGGGCAGCGUCUUCUUCUGGCUGGGCAUCUUCACCCUGGGACGCUGGUCUGGCAGCUUUGGCGAGCUCGGCUGGGCAUGGAAUGUUCGUCCUAAGAAAUACUCUCAGGGAUGGCGUCCUUCUGCUGAGCUCGUCGAGAGCUUCUUGAUCUUCUUCUAUGGCUCUACCAACAUGUUCAUGGAGCACCUUGGUGGUCGGGGAGGGGCUUGGACUGCGCAGGAUAUGGAGCACAUCUCCAUCACUGUACUUUUCCUUGGAGGAGGUCUGUGUGGCAUGCUCAUCGAGUCGACUUGCAUCCGUAAUCUCCUGAACAUGACUGUCCAGGACAUCAAACUAAUAAAUCGACAUGCAGUCGAAGACGCAAACGAGACCGAGGGUCCUGACACAUACGAAUUGUCGCUUAACCCCACCCCAGCUUUGGUGAUUAUGCUGCUUGGACUCAUGAUGAGCUCACACAUACAACACACCAUGAUGUCCAGCAUGGUUCACAAGCAGUGGGGAAAUUUACUCCUCGGAGCUUCGCUUGCUCGCGGCCUUACAUACUUUUUGAUGUUCCUCAAACCGCCAAAGUCCAUUCUUCCAUCACGACCCCCUACCGAACUGCUCGCCGCGUUCGGACUCAUAUCUGGGGGGAUUAUCUUCAUGGCUAGCAGCACUGACACUGUUGAUGGCAUGAUCCAUUACGGCCUCGAUGCCAUGUUCAUGUAUACCGUCACAAUGGGCCUUGUCGGACUCUUGAUGGCCUGGAUUAUCAUUGUCCUUGCCAUUAAGGGAUGGGCCGUGCGAAUCGAACGACGCUGCAUGUCGAAACAGUAA
Messenger RNA from Fusarium venenatum, 1752 nucleotides. RefSeq lists its product as uncharacterized. The record is from RefSeq and is a predicted model, not a curated record. Lineage: Eukaryota; Fungi; Ascomycota; Sordariomycetes; Hypocreales; Nectriaceae.